Messenger RNA from Monodelphis domestica (gray short-tailed opossum), 2171 nucleotides. RefSeq names its product ECRG4 augurin precursor (gene ECRG4). Gene Ontology annotation, biological process: anaphase-promoting complex-dependent catabolic process; G1 to G0 transition; central nervous system development. NCBI's taxonomy places the organism in Eukaryota, Metazoa, Chordata, Mammalia, Didelphimorphia, Didelphidae. The record is from RefSeq and is a predicted model, not a curated record.
GGUCUGGGAAGACUGAAGGAAGUCAGAUAAGAGUGCCUUUCAUAUGACUUCACCACUGGGGCCUGGCUGGCUCAGGAGGCUGAAAAUGCUUUUCCUCCAUCAGUUAGUCAUUGCUUGUCCUACUUUUCUGAAGUCAAGAAGUACUCAUAAAGAGCAACUUGUUCAGUGACAGAAAAAGACAUUUCUGCUGGCCAAGCACUUGGAAAGGAGACAGGAAGCAUAUUAUUUUUAAAAGGAAUCCCACUGCCAAGAGAGCGCAGAGCAAAAGAUGAGCAGAAAUGGAAAACAACCACAGGAGCAGGAGGGAAAAGGCUUCAUUCACUGAGAGAGCUCCAGAACAUCCCGGCGAGCAGCUGCCAGCAGAGAUGGGUUCUGCCGCUUCCAGCUCCCAGUUCACCCCCAGCCGGCUACUCGCUCUGGCUGUCCUGGCGCUUGUCCUACUGCUGUGCCUGGGGCCAAAUGGAACAACAGGGAACAAACUGAGGCUCUUGCUUCAAAAACGAGAAGCAUCCGCUCCAACUAAGAUGGAAGUUUCAGUAGGUGAAAGCAAAGCAAAAGAAUUUUUAAACAGCAUGAAACGCCAGAAACGCCAGCUGUGGGACCGGUCUCAGCCAGAUGUCCAGCAGUGGUACCAGCAAUUUCUCUACAUGGGUUUUGAUGAAACUAAAUUUGAAGAUGAUGUUACUUAUUGGAUAAACAGAGGCCGAGAUGGCCACGACUAUUAUGGAGGUUACUACCAGCGUCAUUAUGAUGAAGAUGCAGCCAUUGGGCCUCGCCAUGCAGACACUUUCAGGCACGGAGCCAGCGUCAACUACGAUGACUACUGAGUGCCUUUUCUGAUGCUCUGGAUGGAGUGCCAAGGGCUUUGUCUUACCUCACAGGGUUGUGGUGAGAUGCAAAGGCAAUAAUGUAUAUGUAAAGCACUUUGCAAACCUUAAAGCAUCAUAUAAAUAUAAGCUAUUAAUCUUCCUGUCUUCCUAGUACAUUUUGAAAAGAUUUUUGUUUGUUAUCACUGUAGUCACAAUUAAACCAAAAAUAUUGUCUGCGCCCUCCUUUAAGUUCUUCACUGAACGUCCACUCCACAUCCUGGAGACCUUCCUCAUUUUUUCCUAUUACUGGGAUGAAGAAAUGAAAUUGUCCAAGAAGUGGGAACCAUUUGAUUUUUUUUAAAACAGCCACCACGCUGGAACAGAGAGCUCUAAAAGUGUUACUGACCUGAGAAAUGCUAGGGGGAACAAGCCGUGAACUGAGCUAGAAUUGUCAGGGCUGAUGUGCAGCCACCAGGUUUAAUAGCAGAGUCUGAUUCAUUUGGAAGGAAACAAAGAGGCACAUCUGAUCUGGUGGUCAAAACCAGCAUCUUGUGUGGUUGUUUAUUCUGUGUCAAAUGUCAACCAUUACUAGGGAUGAUGGCUAGAGAAGUCAAAAUUCUGUAAUGGAGUUAAUGCUAGUAGUUUCCUUAAAAGUUUGAUUCCUAAGAAUGAAUUUUAGAUUUUUUCCCUUAAGUUUCAAAAACAGAAGAGUGGAAGUAUAUUCCAUUCCUACAGCUCAUCCCUUUGAUUAGCUGGUUCCUCCUGAAAUAAUCACGUUAAUUCUGUCUCUUUUAUUGAUUCUAUUUAAAAUAAAUUGAUUUGUCCUAGCUGGGUGACCCUGGGCAAGUCACUUGACCCCCAUUACCUAGCCCUUACCACUCUUCUGCCUUGGAACCAAUACACAAUAUUGAUUCUAAGAUUAAAAAAAAAAAAGACUGCUCUAAGACUUUUGGGACACCCUGGAUAUUAACUUUAAGGGAAUAAUAACAGUAGUGUUUUAUUUGCUUCUGUGUGCCUAUUUCUUGUGUACAUUUUUAUCAGAAAUUAUCAUUGCUUUAAAAAACCAUAAUCGUAGCAGUUAUAUUGUUUUAUUGUAUUCUUCAUUUUACAGCCCUUCUUGUGGAUCUUGCCAUGUUUGUACUCUCAUCUUUGUCAUUCCCGAAUGGCACAAUAAUCCAUUCUUAAAUAGUUUUGGACUCCCACUAGAAUGUUUCUGUUUUAUUUAACUCAUGAUCUUUCUCUUUAUGACAAUAAUGCAAUUGCUAAAGAACAAUAGAAAUACCUCCUGAUGCUUGAUGUAUCGUCUUAUACAAAAUCUUAUCUUCUACAUUCUUAUACAAGAAAUAAAAUUUUGUUUCAAAA